Molecule: messenger RNA, 3456 nt
Organism: Seriola aureovittata
Lineage: Eukaryota; Metazoa; Chordata; Actinopteri; Carangiformes; Carangidae
Product: probable pleckstrin homology domain-containing family N member 1
Exons: 11
Coding region: 42-1235 (397 amino acids)
Source: RefSeq, a predicted model, not a curated record
UGGACUAGGAGCUGAGACAAGGACAAGACUCCCCGUCCAACAUGGGAUGCUGCAGUGUGACCCAGAGGCAUACUGGAGUGGAUGAGGUGGGCCCCGACGAGAUCGAGCUCCUGGAACUCUCUGGAGACAAUUUAGGGGUGUGGAGUCUGGGAGAAACCAGGCUUCAGCUGACAGUGAGGAGCAGCAGAGAUGAGCAGCAGCCGCUACCGCCACCACCUCCACCACCGCGAUACCCUUCAAUGCGACACUUGGAACAAGAGGUGGCGCUGUGGGGCCGGAGCAGAGACGAGCUGUGCCACAGGAUCUACUCCCAGCAGCCAAUCAGAGGCUGGGAGGGUCAACCUGCCCACAUGUAUGGAGAGGUGAUCCACUCCUCCCUGGCAUCUCUCUACAACAAAUACACACAGGAAAUCAGCGAACACUUCCUGGUGUUGUUUUCAUUUCACCUGCUGAUCCUCUCUGUGGACCAUGCUCGACAGGACUUCAUCUAUCAGGGCAUCCUCCCUCUCUCCGGACUCACCUUCCAGGCCGUCUCCUUGGACCCUGACACGUCACAUUCACCGCACAUGUUUGAGAUCAGCGGUCCAAUGGUGGAUUCCAAGGUGUUCAUAUGUGCCAGCGCUGCAGAGCUGCAGAAAUGGAUGCAGCAAGCAGAAGACAGGCGAUACAAGUCGAUUACACAACCCAUGAGCCCCUCUCACUGCGCCCUCUCCUACCUGUUACCGUGUGAUGUGCGCUGGAAAAGAGAAGAGCUGCUUGAAUACUUACUACAAGCUCCAAUAUGGCAGUGGGAGGGUUUGCCCAUUCAACACAUGGGUCAGCCAGGAUACAUAUCCCUCGUCCAUAUAAUCAACUCACAGAGACAGGGACGCCAGGAGAGACUGAUGGUUCUCUUCCCUCAAGACGUCGUGCUGCUGUCCUUGGACAAUAAGCGUCUGAACAUAACAUACGAGGGCAGGUUGCCCCGACAUGGCAUCAGAGCCGUAGAGCGGUCAACCCUGUCCGGACGGCUGGAGUUUGAGCUGAUAGGUGAGCUGGUGGACCCCUUGCAAGUUUCAUGCACCUGCUUGGAGGAUUAUCAGAACUGGAUUUUUCACUUACAACAGCCAGACAGAAGCAGCAUCCCUGCGAGUCAGGCUGCUCCUCCAAUCGUGCCAAAGCUGCAGAGGAGCAGGAAGGAGUCCCAGGAGCCGAUGAUUCUUGCCGACCAAUGUCAAAUCAAUGGACGCAGCUGACUCAUCAGAAAGCUUGAAAUUUUCCUGUAAUUACAAAAUAUAAAACUGUGUAGAUAGCAUGUACAUAUUACUUUUAUGUCUAAUUGUGCCACAAAAUGGAGACACAGCAGUGAAAAGGUUCUGAAAUGUGAUAUAUUUGGGUGAUUUCAUCUCUCUGAGAGACUGAAGAGAUACUUUUAGUUCUUCUUUCAUGUGGGGACAAACUGAAACAAGGCCAUGACCUAGAUUAAGAGCAGAUCACAGCUGAGGAAAUGUUAGAUGAAGAGAUUGUAGAGCUGUAGAGGAACAGACUGUACAUACAGGCAUACACAUGAUAGUUUACCUUUUCAGAAUAAACUGUUUAAAAGUGGGGUUAGAGAAAAUCAUUAUUUCAACACAAAAUAAAAUGGAAGAAUCAGUUUUUAUUUCAGUGGUUAAACAUUUACAGUAGUGUGGAGAAAUCCAGUAAACAUCCAGUGUAUUACAGUAUUUAUAUUCAUCAUGGUAUUAGAAAUUACUCUGACUGCAACGUUUAUAGAUAUGGAAUGUCAUAAUAUCUGUUACAUCUUUUUUUCAUAUAAAUUAUCUUCAAAAAAAAAGUAAAUGAACCAUUUUCUACGCUUUAUACAUGAAGCCAUCUACAGUAAAAUUCAAUUUACAUCAGAAUCUCCUUAGAGAACAACCAGCUAGAGGAGUAUAAAUACACAUGCUGCAACAGCAACCACUUAAAUUACAACUAACAACUUAGAUAUAGAAAAAAAAAGUAGGGUUACAAACAUUUCAUGUGCCACUGGUCGAGUUUUUGAAUGUUGAUUAUAGUGGUUCAUUAACAACAGGUCUCAGCUCAGUUACACUGUGCUAUUGAUCAUCUGGGGAUUUCUACAUUUAACGAGGGGAAUGGUGUGAAUGACGUCGGCCUCAAUAUGAAUCAGUGCUUUUUGUAAAACUGCAUUAUUUUAUUCUGUAUUAUUAGUGUAAUACAAUAAUGUCGAGCUUUCAUUCAACUGGUGCUAAACUGGGGCUUGUCAAAGUUUUAUAAUUAGUACAUUUGAAGAUAAAUUUGCAUAUUUACCACACAGGUGGGUAACGUUAAUGCGUUCCAAGGUAAAUUUGGUAUUUUUUUUCCACUUCCCAGUUUUAAAGGGCAAAGCUAGAGUCAGUUUAUUUACUUUUACUGUCAACAAAUGCCAUGAAAAGAUCAAAACCUACAAUGUGUAAGUUCAUUUCUUCACUUUCCAAUGUACGUUUCAGCCCCAAACUCAUUUGUUCCUACUGAAGGUGUAAGGUCUUUAAAAACAGACACGUCACAAACAUAAAGUUUAAUUUAUUUUAACAAAAAAUCUCUAUAAUAUCCAGUAUCUGGACACUAGGACUGCACGAUACGAAAAAAACUCAUAUUGUGAUUUUUGUGAAGAUAUUGUGAUUGUGAUCUGAGUCAUGAUUUCAGUUGGAAUUUUUAGUUUUUGUAAAAAUGUAAAAAUGCUGGUGAUGUGAUUUUUGUUGGUCUUGUACAAAACAAACAUUUUUCCUUUACAUCUGGAGAAUAUGAUUUGUAGGUUGUGGAGUCUCUGUAGCACCACAACACUGAUGGUAAUAACAAUGCACAACAAUGUGACACAUUUUACCUUUAUCAGAAGAACUCCUGCAAUUUGGAUAUUGCACUUUGCCAAAUUGUGAUUUCAAUUAUAUUUGGAUUAGUUGUGCAGCCUAAACUGGGAACUGUAGUUCUUAGCAAAUGUUACUCAAACAGGAGUGAACUGUGAAACUGUCAAGGACUAGUUUCAGCGGUGGAUUAAUACACAUUAGAUGCUCUAGUCCAGUGGUUCCCAACCUUUUCCAACUCAUGGCACCACUUCUGACUCGGUAACUUUUUAUUUUAAAGGUAAUGAUCAAACAUUUAGGACUGAACUGAAAACAGGAUAAUACUGUUUUAAAAUAUUUAAAAACUGUAUUUAUAUUUUCAUUUAUUUAUCCAUUUAUUUAUGAUUACAUCUUUUCACCAAAAUUGUUCUGUUUUGCAAAUGAAUUUUUCGGGCCACUUGCAAUACCUUCAGCGCCCACCAGUGGGCCCUGGACCACAGGUUGGGAACUGCUGCUCUAGUCAGUAUUUACAGCAGCAGGAUGUGUGAGUGGAUUUCACUAUGGAACAGAGGAAUAAGCACCAUUAAGCUGCGACAGACAAAACAUGUAGGCUCUGGUCUGUUCAUGGACUUUGUUGACGAUAAUAAAAAUACAGAAUAUA